Messenger RNA from Arctia plantaginis, 1389 nucleotides. Lineage: Eukaryota; Metazoa; Arthropoda; Insecta; Lepidoptera; Erebidae. The record is from the annotation of a GenBank genome assembly.
AUGCGGUUACUCUUCUCCGUAUCGACUUUGAUCACGGCGGCAGCGGGGACCACAGUAGGCUGGACAUCACCCACUCUGCCAAUACUGCUAAAUGAAAAUUCUCCUAUACAGACCUCAGCAGAUCAAAGCUCAUGGAUCGCAUCCAUCAUGAUACUAUGUUCUGCCGCAAGUCCAAUCCCCGCUGCAUACCUCGCUGAUAGAAUUGGCACAAAAAAAACAUUACUUCUGGCCUCGGUGCCUUACAUCAUCGGUUGGAUUUUAGUCAUGUUUGCCAGCAAUGUGGCCACAAUAUACGCAUCCCGUGUAAUCUCGGGUCUUGGCUACGGCAUCGCAUACACAACCGCACCCAUGUAUCUGGGAGAAAUUGCCUCCGAUAACGUUCGCGGAGCAAUGGCAACACUCAUCACUGUUAUGUCAAAGUUCGGCAUACUGUCACAGUAUUGCAUCGGUCCAUUCGUUUCCAUGCUAUCUCUAGCCAGUUUCAACAUAGCAAUACCAAUAUUGUUCGUAGUGACAUUCAGCACUAUGCCAGAAUCUCCUUACUACUAUAUUAAGUCUGAACGAAGAGAAGACGCGGAAGUCUCGUUAAGAAAACUACGGGGCAAAAACUACGUCAGAGAAGAAUUGGAGAGCAUGACUAAUUUAGUCACGGAAAACAUGAAAGAAACAAGCCACUGGAAAUAUUUGAUUACUGUAGAAGGCAAUAGGAAGGGUCUCAUAAUUUUGAUGGGUAUAUAUUUCACGCAGCAGUUCUGUGGUAGUACUGCCGUUAUAAUGUAUGCACAACAAAUAUUUGGAGCAGCAGAGGGUCGUUUGGGUCCAAAUGAGUCUUGUAUACUGUUCGGCUCAGUCCAGCUUCUAACUUCGGCAAUGUCUUCGCAACUGGUCGACAAAUUAGGGAGAAAACCCUUGUUACUCAUAUCCUCUUGUGGAGUCGGCUUAUCUAAUAUCAUAAUAGGGUCAUAUUUCUUUCUCAAAUAUCAGUACAGCGAAUAUGCUAUAAGUUUGUCAUUCAUUCCUAACGUCUUUAUUCCCAUAUUUAUUUUUUCAUAUACAAUAGGUUUAGCAACAGUGCCUUUUGCUAUAACUUCUGAAAUCUUUCACACGAACAUUAAAUCAAAGGCUACCUGUGUGAUACAGAUAUUUGUGGCUUUGAUGACAUUUGCAGUCACAAAGUUGUAUCAAGUUGUAGCUGAUAGUUUAGGGAACCAUGUUGUUUUCUGGGGUUUCGGUAUAUUAUCAGUGGCCGGUGUAGUAUUUAUAUUAAUGUACCUUCCGGAGACGAAGGGCCAGUCAUUUGCAGCGAUACAAGAGAAAUUAUAUUCAUCAGUUAGAGUAGUGCAUUUAAAGGAUGAGGAUCAAAUGGCGAGUGUUAAGAUGAACUUGUGA